AUGAAGCCUGUGACAGCGGCCUUCAGUAAGGAGGUGGAGACGCCGGGGCCUCCUUGGCAGAGGACUGAGGGAGGGGAGCUGAAGGCCCUGCGGGAUGGGCUGCAAGCCCCCGGUUGCCUGGGCCUGCCCCUUGCAGCCCGACCCCACCCCCGUCCAGUGCUGGGACAUCCAGGGAAAGGGGUGGACUUCCUCCUCGGGGCCGUUGAACUCCGCUUUGAGCAGAAGCGCCAGUACUGGGAGGACGCCGUGCGGCGGAGCGCAGAGGAGCGCGUGCGGCAGGCGGACGUGGGGUCCCAGGGGGCGCCCGACGCUGCCCCCGACUUGGCGGCCGCUUUGGUUCGCCGCGACCUGCAGAAGGUGCAGCGGGAGGUGCACCCCGCUUACGCGGCCGCCGGCUUCCCGGCGUGGGCGGCCUACCUGCGUGCCUUCCACGGCGCGGUGGCCGGGCGCCUCCAGGAGCUCGCGCACGACGCCCGCGGCUGCGAGCAGCUCUACGUCCUGCUGGACUGGGCCGCCAACGUCUACAGCAGUCCUGAUUUCCUGGGCUCCCAGGACCAGGCUCUGCCCUCGGAGCCGCUGCCCCCACUCCUGGCACCGGACGUCUGGGCCCGACUGGAAGAAGACUACACCAGCUUCCUGGAGACCAAGAUCGCGAGCUGCUUCGAUGGCAUCCUGCAGCUGGAGCAGAGUCGCUGGGCGACUGCAGAGGCCCCCGAAGAGCUUCAGGGCCUCUACACGUCGUUGUCCUUCGACGUCUGCAUGCUCGUGGCGGAGCACGUGAAGGCGGCCGGCGCCAUCUCCGAAGAACUGGAGGCCACCACGUUGGGGAUCUGCGCGCGGGCGCUGGGGCUCUUCCUGCACAGGUUCGAAAAGGCUUUUCUGGAAUCAGGGGCGGUGAGCGAGACUCACGUGUGCGCCAGCAUCAAUGCCUGCGAGGAGCUCAGGACUCACCUUCUGGCCAAGUUCCCAGAAAGCUUUGGAGAGCUGGAGAAGGCCCUGGGGGCUGCUGCCCGAGCCUUUCAGAAGCGGCUGCUCCAGGGCUUGCAGGGCGCUGUGCAGCCGCUCUUCAGGGUCCUGUGCACCAAGGCCUGGCUGACCCAGGACCUGCUGCAGCCCCUCAUGGACAAAGUGGUGGCCUUCUCGGGCCUCCUCGAGCACAUGGCCCCACCCCUGGCCCAGGAGACUCUGCAGCAGGUGCACCGCUACGUUGUCCGCCAGUACCUGGCGCAGGCGCUGCGACCCCGUGAGCGGCUCCGGGGUGUGGACCGACGGAGCGGCUCCCAGAAGAUGGGCCUUGAGGCGCAGGCCAUGGGCAGCACCUUCCAGGGCUUGGGCUCCCAGGCCACAUGGCUGGGCCAAGCUAUCCCAUGCGUGGCUGACAUACUGGGCGAGACUUACAAAGAUGACAUCAGGCGGCACCUGGAGACGCUCAUCAGAAGCUACGGGGACAUCAGGUGGGACCACGUGCUGGCCAUCCUGCCACUGCGCCGCCUGGGCUGCCUUCGAAACCAGCACUUCCUGCUCCACGCCCAGGCCGUCCUGAGGGCCAAGGCUGGCAGAUCUGGGGCCGCCGGGGGUCGCGUGCUCCUCGAGGAGAUCAAGUUGGGCACCUGCGUGGACGUGCUGGUCACCUGCAUCUAGCGCUGCUGGCCUGAAAGGGGGCGGCCCUGGGGGACGGAGGGGCAGCCACCUGCCCCUAGGGACCGAGCCCUAAGCCGGGGACCCGGGAGGCAGCCCCAGCGCAGCCCCAGGCCUGAAGCCCGCCCGUGGGGGACCAUCCAUCCUCCUCCUCCUGAUGGCCAGGGGAGGUCAUGCCAGGCAUGCCAGCAAGCCUGAGAGGCAUUCCAGGCAUUUGGAGGAGGGUUUGGUGCAGAAGUUCCCUUUGGUACUGCCCACCUGGGAAGGCCUCCCUGUCUAACUGUCCUGCACCACCCCAAUGUGAAAAUGAAGAACAGAGUAUUUAUUUUUAAACUAAA
Capra hircus (goat) is the source of this 1976-nucleotide messenger RNA. Its product is annotated as exocyst complex component 3-like protein 4. The record is from RefSeq and is a predicted model, not a curated record. Gene Ontology annotation, cellular component: exocyst. Gene Ontology annotation, molecular function: SNARE binding. Lineage: Eukaryota; Metazoa; Chordata; Mammalia; Artiodactyla; Bovidae. Gene Ontology annotation, biological process: exocyst localization; exocytosis.